AUAACAGCAUCUGUGAUGGGGGAAGUGUGUCGUAGGACUAAAGUUGCACCAGACAAUUUAUUGAAAAAAAUUUGUGGUUAUACUGAUGAAUCACACAAUUAUAUGUUUCAAGUACAAGGACAAAUGGCUGUGUAUGAACUGUCUUUGGUAGACUUUGUUGUAUACACAAAGAAAGACAUCAAUGUUGAGCGAAUUAGAUUUUCUCCAUCAACUUGGGACAUGAUUGGGGGAGUAAAUUUGUGA
Messenger RNA from Patella vulgata (common limpet), 243 nucleotides. RefSeq lists its product as uncharacterized. The transcript is spliced from 3 exons. The annotation marks the transcript as partial. The record is from RefSeq and is a predicted model, not a curated record. Lineage: Eukaryota; Metazoa; Mollusca; Gastropoda; Patellidae.